AAUAACAUUUGAGGAUGGAAAUUUGGUAAUGAAAGUUCCAGAGUCAAAGGUAGGACAAAUUUUACUAUUAAAGGAAAAUCCAAUUGUGAAAAUACCACAGGCAAUAGAGGAUGCAGUGAUUCCCACGGUAUGGGAAACUGACAUACCUGGGAAGUCAAAGGCAGCUAAACCUGUGAAAGUAGCGCUGAAGGAAGGUGCUGAACCGGUACGAUUAAGACAGUACCCAUUGAAAUUGGAAGCCAGAUUAGGAAUAGUAUCUUUAACUGAGAAGUUUUUGAAAUAUGGAAUUCUAGAGGAAUGUGAAUCAGAAUAUAAUACUCCAAUUUUUCCAGUAAAGAAACCUGAUGGUAGCUAUCGACUAGUCCAAGACUUAUGAGCAAUAAACCAGAUCACUAAGGACAUACAUCCAGUAGUUGCAAAUCCGUAUACCUUGUUAACAUCUGUGAAAGAGAAAUAUAAAUGGUUUACAGUACUUGAUUUAAAAGAUGCCUUCUUCUGCAUACCCCUUGACCAGGAAAGCAAAAAGCUAUUCGCUUUCGAAUGGGAGAACCCACACAACGGGAGAAAAGCCCAAUUAACCUGGACACGCCUUCCACAAGGAUUUAAGAAUAGUCCAACUAUCUUCGGAAAUCAACUAGCCAAAGAACUUGAGGAGUGGACUACGAGAGGCUAUAUCGGAAUUCCUCGACAAUGGUAUUUGUUGCUGCAAUAUGUGGAUGAUAUUCUGAUUGCUGCUGAGACCCAAGAACUUUGCAUACAGGUAACAAUUGGAAUAUUGAAUCAAUUAGGAAUGAAUGGAUAUAAAGUGUCAAAAAAUAAAGCUCAGAUUGCAUCCACAACUGUGAUCUAUCUAGGAUGCGAGCUUUCUCAAGGACAGCGAAGACUAGGUAUAAACCGUGUACAUGCUAUCUGUGCGAUCUCAGAACCGCGUAACUUACAUGAAUUAAGAUCUUUUCUAGGAAUGGCAGGAUGGUGUAGGCUCUGGAUCAUGGACUAUGGACUUAUUGCCAAACCUUUAUACGAGGCACAGAAAAAUAAGACCUUGGUGUGGGAAAGACCACAACAAGAAGCUUUUCGGAAAUUGAAACAGGCUUUAAUGCAAGCGCCUGCUUUGGGCCUACCUGAUCUGAGUAAAGACUUCCAGUUAUUUGUACAUGAACGACAGAGACUUGCUCUAGGGGUAUUAACCCAACGGCUGGGAUCUUGGAAAAGGCCCGUAGGUUAUUUCUCUAAACAACUUGACCCGGUAAGUGCUGGAUGGCCGGCGUGCUUGCGGGCGGUGGCUGCUACCGUGAUAUUAAUUCAGGAAGUCCGGAAACUGACUAUGGGGAAAAAGAUUGAAGUGUUUGUAUCCCACAUGGUGACUACUGUAUUAGAACAAAAGGGGGGCCAUUGGCUUUCCCCAAGUAGAAUGAUGAAAUAUCAGGCAAUUUUAACAGAGCAGGAUGAUGUUAUCCUAAAAACAACUAACCUAAUGAAUCCAGCUGUGUUUUUAAGCGCAGAGACUGAAGAAGAAAAUCUGGAACAUGAUUGUGUGGAGGUCAUUGAAUAUACCCACGCAAGUCGACCUGACCUGAAAGAUACCCCGUUGGAGAAGACGGAUUGGGAGCUUUUUAUUGAUGGCAGUAGUUUUGUGGAAAGCGGAGUGCGGUAUGCAGGAUACGCGAUUACUACUGCCAAAACAGCAAUUGAAGCUAAAUCCCUACCACCAAACACAUCAGCACAGAAAGCUGAGUUGAUAGCCCUAACUAGGGCAUUAGAGCUCAGUGAGGACAAAAGGGUCAAUAUUUGGACUGACUCAAAAUAUGCAUUCGGGGUUGUUCAUGUACAUGGAGCUCUUUGGAAAGAGCGUGGACUACUCUCCUCCCAAGGAACAAACAUCAAGUACCAAAAAGAAAUAUUGAACUUGAUUAAUGCCGUUCAAAAGCCAUCACUGGUUGCCAUCAUGCACUGUAAAGCUCAUCAGAGUGGGACAUCAACAAUUAUUGAAGGAAACCGACUUGCUGAUCAAACAGCCCGAUCAGUGGCACGACGAGUCUGGAUGAUGGUGGGUCUUGUCUCCCAAAAGGUAAGAGCAAUUGAUUUAUUACCUACACCUUCAGAGGCAGCUGAAUAUUCUACAGAAGAUGAGAAAUUGGCAAGACUAGUAAAAGCCGUCAAGGAUAAUUCUGGAUGGUAUGUAACCACCAACGGACAAAUUGUGGUCCCAAUCACAAUUAUGAGAGGGAUACUUCAGGCGGAGCACCAGAAGUGUCAUUGGGGUGCAGAAGCAUUGGUAACUUAUCUAAGAAAACAAAUUAUCUCGGUCCAGAUGUUAACAAUGGCAAAAUCUAUCACAGCUAAGUGUGAAAUUUGCUUGAGAAAUAAUCCUUUAGUUCGAAGAAAAGUAGAUAUGGGAAAAAUUAGGACAGGUGUACAACCAGGGGAUUGUUGGCAGAUAGAUUAUGUGGAACUCCCCAAAACUCGAGGAUUCAGAUAUCUGCUAGUUGGGGUAUGCACCUUUUCAGGAUGGCCAGAAGCCUUCCCUUGUCGCACCAACCAGGCACAAGAAACUGUAAAAUGGUUACUGAAGGAAAUAAUCCCUAGAUUUGGAGUACCAUUGGGAAUAUCAUCUGAUAGGGGACCGCAUUUUAUUGCUCAAGUGGUAAAGGAAGUCAGUAGAUGUUUGGGAAUUAAAUGGGAAUUACAUACCCCAUGGAGACCCCAGUCUAGUGGCCAGGUGGAGAAAAUAAAUCAGACGUUAAAACGACAACUUAGCAAAAUUUGCCAGGAAGCAAAAAUUCAGUGGCCCCAGGCCUUACCAAUAGCGUUAUUGAGAAUUAGGAUUAAACCUAGGAGUGGAAUGUCCGUAAGCCCAUACGAAAUUCUGUAUGGCAAACCAUAUGAAGCACCUGAUCUGAAUCCAAGUGUACAUGUAAAAGGUAAUCAGGAUGUGUACAAUUAUGUGUUGUCUCUUGGCAGGACAUUGAAUCGACUCAGAUCUGUAUUAGUGUGGAAUCGCCCACUAGCACUUGAGAAUCCGGUACAUGAUAUAGAACCUGGAGACACGGUGUAUAUAAAGACUUGGAGAGAAGAUCCUUUAAAAGAACGUUGGGACGGACCUUAUCAAGUACUUUUAACUACAUUUACCGCAAUCAAGGUUGCUGAAAUAGACUCCUGGAUACAUUACACCCGAGUGAAGAAAGUCCCAAAACGGUGGCAAUCACAAUUAGUGGGUCCAACCACACUUAAAAUCACAAAGCAGGAUGUCUAACUCUUGUUACCGUUUUGUUUUUGUAGUAGUUUAUGUACCCAGACUGUAUGCCACACUGAUUUGCAAAGUCACUGGAGAACAAUUAUGUAAAACACGAAGGGCUGUAGGAGAUAGUGACGAUACUCAAAUGCCACAAGUAGUACAGAGUGUACAGAAUCAGGCAGAGAAUCUGAUGAUAGGACUAAUUCGAGAUUUUGCACAAACCCAAAAUGUCAGUAGCAUCACUGCUUGUCUUCCCAUCCCGAAAUCAGCUGAAGAUCCGGUACAGUGGGGAAUAAUAUCUACGACCUUACCAGAAGUAAAUAAGACUGGUAAGAUAGUGUGUGAGUCCCAUACUAAAAUAGAGCAAGUACCAAUUGAACAACAGACAAAAGAGCUUGUUAAGAAUGCCAUGAUAAAGAGAGGUGACUGCUUGAAGUUGCCAGGAGCAACAUUUGUAAAGAUAGGACGAUUUCAUAAUAUUGGGUAUUGCACGUAUGAAAAGUGGACCACCAAAACAGUAUAUGAAAAGGUUGAGCGAGCCUAUUGGGAAUGUAAAGAUCAGGAUAAUCAGAACAUAACUGAAUCAUGGGACAACAUGUGGACAAUGAGUAUAGUACAGCAAUAUCAAUAUAGCGAAGCAUUUCCAUGGUGUAUACGAUGGACCAAUGUAACAAGAGGAGUAACAGUACCAUGGUGGAAUUGCUCUCAGGUAAUGACCUGCCAGACAGAUGUGAAAGAAAUACCUCUGUCCAUCAUUAAAGUUGCAGUAAUCGCAGGUUGCAUUUGCCAGAAACAAUUGGAUCCAAAGGAAGCAGUCAAAAUAGGCAUUGAGGGAGAUAAGAUAGAUUGUAGAGGAACUAUAGGUAGUGUGGGACAUUUGGUUUGGGCCUUAAGUGAUGGAACUUGGACAACACAUUUGCCGAUAGCAGGACCUGUAAGGGAGGCUACUUUGGGGUUACCAACCCUAUGUCCCAUUUGGAAGAGGUCACCCCUGAAGAACAGGCAGGAACUCCUACAAGUUAGGCACAAGCGAGAGAUAGAUGAAGAUGAUGUGUGGCACGAGACAUCAGGUAGUGUUAAAUUCGGCUGGGCAUUAGAAUCUUUCUUUGCACCAAUCGCAGCCUAUAGAAACAGAGAAAUGAUUGACAGAUUAAUUGGACAGAUGGAUCGAUUGGCAAGGGUAACCAAAAAGGGUUUUCGAGAAUUCAAUAUACAAUUGCAAGCUACGACCAAAAUGACUUUGCAGAACAGAAUGGCACUUGACAUAAUGUUGCUAAAAGAAAAUGGGGUUUGUGGAUAUUUAAAAGAUAGGGUUGAUCAUUGCUGCAUUCAUAUCCUAAACGUAACCUCUGAAGUGGAAAAAGAUAUUUCCCAAUUAACCCAAACAGAAAAAGAACUGCAAGCGGAAAAACAAGAUGUAGAGCAGAGCUGGGUUGGGGCCUUGCUAGGCAAAUUGAACCUGAACCUGGGAGGAUGGGUACAUUCGUUAUUGGAGAGUUUAUUUUUGCUUGCCAUUAUAGUUGCUCUUUUCUUUUUGCUCUAUGCUUGUAUUAAGCAUCAAAUAAGUCAAUCAAAGGCAAGGAACGACCGCAUCUUUACUGUCCUUAGCAGAUCCACUUUUGACAACCCUCCAGCUUAUAAGGAAAAUAUAAUGUAGUGAAAAUGCAUUGUCUAGGAAUAGAAAAGCAUUUUCAAAGGGGGGAAAUGUUAUAGUUGAAUUGAAUUUUGUGGGCUGUGUUUUGAUUCUGUAGACCGUAUCCAAGAUUCUUAGCUUUGAUACUGUAUCCAGGUUCAGAAUGUGCAUUCAAGCAUGAUUUUAUAUAAUUAUACCCUAUUCUUGAAAUUGACAUAGAUUUAUGACAUAUUCUUU
Messenger RNA from Columba livia (rock pigeon), 5105 nucleotides. RefSeq lists its product as uncharacterized. Gene Ontology annotation, biological process: DNA integration. The transcript has a single exon. Gene Ontology annotation, molecular function: nucleic acid binding; RNA-DNA hybrid ribonuclease activity. The record is from RefSeq and is a predicted model, not a curated record. NCBI's taxonomy places the organism in Eukaryota, Metazoa, Chordata, Aves, Columbiformes, Columbidae.